CCACAACCUCACGACGUCCGCCAUCUCACCCUUCGAGUUCUUGCGCCCCAUUUACUGCCACUUCCCACCAAGAUUUCGCUUCGGCCACUGCCAUACGGUCCGCUGAACCGUGCAGGCUCCUGUGGACAACGCGACCCUCUCCGGCCCCAUUCAGGCGAAAGAGCGACAGCUUGGCCUCCCAUAGAUAGAAGAGGGGGACGCUUUCAGAAUGUCAGGGCCCCCUCAAGGGCCCGGCGGGCCUGGGAGGAGUAUGAGUGUAGGAAAUGGCCCUCCCAGUGCAGGGCUGCCACCGCAACAUGGAAUGCCGCCUCAGCAGAAUCAAGGACCUCCUUCAGCAGGCCCGCAGUCAGGGCCGCAGUCGCAACAGAAUCUCAAUCAAAUUGUCCUCGAAUACCUCAGCAAAAAGGGCUAUGUUCGUACAGAGGCUAUGCUCCGCAAGGAGUCCGAGCAGCCGCAGAGCGUAAACGGAACUUCGAUUGUCUCGCAGACCAACGAAGCCGCAGGCCCAAAAUUCACCAGGGCUAUUGAAUUGCUUCGCAAAUACACAGAGGACAGCCUCGAGCUCUACCGUCCGGAGCUCCGCAAGCUACUCUGGCCUGUCUUCGUCUACUCAUUCCUAGACCUUGUUCGCGAGUACUUCACCAGAGAUGCUGAGCAGUUCUUCGCUACCUACAAAUCCCACUUUGAGCGCGAACACGAAGAAGAUAUCAAGUUCCUUGGUAAAGUCUCGCUUCCAGCACAUCUUCAAGACAGCCGUGUGGCUAAAAUGUACUUGGAGAACAAGUACCGAGUCACGCUUACCGCUACACCCUUCUACAACUUCGUCCAAUUCCUUGAAUCGAAGAUGUGGGAGGGUGGCCAGGUCAUCAUCGACAUGAUGAGAGAUCACAUCAACAUUGUCACCGUAGAUCGGACGGCAAGUGCCGAGAGGAGCAUCGCUGCCAUUCUCGCACGCGGAAGCGGCGAUGAUGACCUUCCUGCCGAAGAUGAAGGCAUCCCCGGACACAACCCUGGACACCCGCAAACACACCGUCACGAUCUAGAGGCCGAUGCUUCUCGGAUCAAGCUGACCCUCGGUCCCUAUCCACAGGACCAGGACUUACAGGACGACGUGCGUGCUGCUCUGUUAGAUGAGGAUGCCAAGAAUCCGCCAAGACCAGGGCAAACUUCCUUGUUGGACGAAUAUGAGCAGCGCAUCAAGCGAGAACCUACUGACGACGUUCCUUCUCGCGAUACAGUGCCGCUUCCGCCAUCGCUUGCACGAGACGUCGCUAUGGAAGUGCAGAAGGUCGUCGAGCACCGCGAUCGAUACAAGAUUAGUGGUAGGACAGGUGGCGUUGGCCCCACGGUCAGCGUGACCAUGUAUACUUUUCACAAUACACACGAUAGUAUAAAUUGCAUCGACUUCUCAGGUGACAACAAACUGGUUGCUGCUGGUAUGGCCGAGUCAUAUAUCCGAGUUUGGUCUCUUGAUGGGUCACCUCUGACCUCGGAUGUCGCCGACGGCACCGGUAAUCCGCCGCAGCCUUCCUCAUCUCGCCGUCUUGUCGGUCACGCUGGUCCUGUCUACGCUGUCGCGUUCUCGCCUGCCACCGAGAAUCCUGAUCCUAGCGGUCCUUCCACCUCUGCACAAUAUCUUCUCUCAUGCUCCGGCGACAACACAGUUCGCCUGUGGUCAUUGGAGAUGUGGACGUGUCUCGUCGCCUACCGCGGUCAUGACAACCCAGUCUGGGAUUUGCAGUGGGGACCGCAUGGUCAUUACUUCUUGACUGGUUCUAACGACCGCACCGCUCGUCUCUGGUCGACCGAUCAUAUCGAACCUUUGAGGAUCUAUGUCGGCCAUGACAAUGAUGUUGAUUGCGUUGCCUUCCACCCCAACAACUUGUACGUCUUUACAGGUUCUUGCGACAGGACUGUUCGCAUGUGGCACAUUAGCGGUGGUAACUGCUUGCGGCUUUUCACUGGUCAUACCGGAAAUGUCACGGCAAUUGCCUGCUCACCCGAUGGAAAGACUCUCGCUACCGCAGAUGAUGCGGGUUCAAUCAUCCUCUGGACUUUAGAGACUGGUCGACGGAAGAAGCGCAUGCGAGGCCAUGGCAAAGGCGGUAUCUGGUCUCUAUCCUGGAGCGUCGAGUCCACCGUCCUUGUCUCUGCUGGCGCUGACAAAACCGUCCGCGUAUGGGAUGUUCUCCAAGAGACUAACGAGUCUACCAACAAGACCUCAGCAGACGGCAGCGCAUCAAACAAGGCCGACGGGGCACUCGUAAAGAGUGCGGGGGGCGGAAGCGCACCAGGUGGGAAGAAAGGACAGAAGGAAGCAGGAGUGUCGGCGGAUCAGAUUUCUGCGUUUCCAACGAAGGAUAGUCCGGUAUACAAGGUGCAGUUUACCAGGAUGAAUUUGGUACUUGCGGGUGGGGCGUACUUGCCACCGCCGAAGGUUUGAGAAGGUUGGUAAUGACCAGGUUGAUGAAUUGCAUAGCGGCGUUGAAUGGAAAUGAUUAUUUGAAAAAAAUAAUGGGAUGGGAAUUGGAGCUUUUCGUAAUGUCUUCGGGAGACGGAUUCGUUCGAUACCAUACCAUGUCAUGGGUUCACAUCUUUCCCAGGUAGCCUCCUACAUAAAUAUCUCUCUA
This is a messenger RNA of Lindgomyces ingoldianus, 2630 nucleotides long. Its product is annotated as transcription initiation factor TFIID subunit 5. The record is from RefSeq and is a predicted model, not a curated record. Gene Ontology annotation, biological process: transcription initiation at RNA polymerase II promoter. Lineage: Eukaryota; Fungi; Ascomycota; Dothideomycetes; Pleosporales; Lindgomycetaceae. The transcript is spliced from 4 exons. Gene Ontology annotation, molecular function: RNA polymerase II general transcription initiation factor activity; protein binding. The coding region runs from base 209 to 2443 and encodes 744 amino acids. Gene Ontology annotation, cellular component: transcription factor TFIID complex.